AUGAGCUACAUUGUCCGUGAAUCAGUCUUGAACAACAAACCGAUCAUUGGCGUAUCCAUAAACUAUCGAAUGGCUGCAUUUGGUUUCUUGUAUAGUAAAGAGAUUGCCGGAACUGGAAACCAAAACUUAGGCCUUAGAGACCAACGAAUAGCCCUGCGUUGGGUUAACAGCCAUAUUUCGGCCUUUGGUGGAGAUCCAGAGAAAGUGACGCUAUGGGGAGAGAGCGCUGGGGCAUACAGUGUUGGUGACCACAUCAACGCAUAUGACGGUGACAAUGAAGGAUUGUUCCGCGCGGCGAUCUUGGAAAGUGGCGGCGCUGUCGGUCCACCCUUGAACGGAACUGAUUGGUAUCAGCAUAUGUACGAUAACCUGACCGCCUCCGUGGGGUGCUCGGGCGGGAAUGACACAUUGCAAUGUCUUCGCGAGGUGCCUUAUCAAGAUAUUGCACCAUAUGGCUACCAUGGUCUUGAGUGGUUUCAUGUAAUUGAUAAAUCCCUGAUUCCACGACAUGGUCAGGAAAGCCUCAUGCAGGGCAAAUUUGCGAAAAUACCCAUCAUUUUAGGAACAAAUACGGACGAAGGGUUUGGUGUGCUGGGUGUCAAUACGGACGAGCAAGCUGUGGAACAACUGCUUACUUCAAAGAGAUGGAAUGUCGACGAAAAGGAAGCUAGGAAGUUAUUGCAGCUUUAUCCGAAUGACCCGACGCUAGGACAACCAUACGGAUGGAGCGAUAGAACCUGGCCUGAGAACGGAGCACAGUGGAAGCGUUACCAGAGCAUUGCGACGGAUCUGACCAUGUUCGCACCACGAAGGCUGUUGGCAGAAAAGAUGAGCGAGCAUGUUAAGAAUGUUUACAGUUAUCGCUGGGAUGCACCUAAGUGGAAUAAUACACCAGGUAUGAUUGGUAUUAAUCACUUCUCAGAGAUACCGUUUGUGUUUGGCAACACGCAGCAAAACAUUACGCCACUUGGAAACGACCCAACGACCAUUGCGCUUUCGCGGACAGUGAUGAGAAUGUGGACGUCUUUCGCCUAUGAUCUUGAUCCGAAUGGACAUAAUGUCGCUGGGCUGCCUGAAUGGCCACAAUACAUCAAUAGAUCGGCCAACUUUGUGUUCCGCUUAGACAAGAGUUAUGUCGAAGACGAUUGCGAUCGAGUGGAAGGCGUCGCGUUCAUCAACACAAUUUUGACGUGA
This is a messenger RNA of Parastagonospora nodorum SN15, 1194 nucleotides long. RefSeq lists its product as hypothetical. The transcript is spliced from 3 exons. The coding region runs from base 1 to 1194 and encodes 397 amino acids. The record is from RefSeq and is a predicted model, not a curated record. Lineage: Eukaryota; Fungi; Ascomycota; Dothideomycetes; Pleosporales; Phaeosphaeriaceae.